This is a messenger RNA of Verticillium alfalfae VaMs.102, 4290 nucleotides long. RefSeq names its product N-chimaerin. The transcript has 6 exons. Lineage: Eukaryota; Fungi; Ascomycota; Sordariomycetes; Glomerellales; Plectosphaerellaceae. The record is from RefSeq and is a predicted model, not a curated record. Gene Ontology annotation, molecular function: phosphatidylinositol binding. Gene Ontology annotation, cellular component: cytoplasm. Bases 1 to 4290 code for a protein of 1429 amino acids. Gene Ontology annotation, biological process: signal transduction; regulation of GTPase activity.
AUGACUUCAGGGCGCCCAUGGUCGUCCUCCGUCACCUCCGCUUCUGAGCCCCCUCGUCAACACCGUCAACAACCGUCUUCUCCGACAUCCUCCUCGUCGAUGCUUGAUGACAGCCCAACCACCGGCCGUGUCCUCAAUACCCUCCCUGCCUCAUCGACCACCAGUCUUCUCUCGGCACCGCCCACAAGAUCUGCUCGAAGACCAAUACCCAGCCCGCUCUCUUUGACGGCCGCCCUGUCCGCCGCGAGCCCGUCGCCAAGCCGGCCAAACUUCCCAGCGCCAGCGACGGCUCCCAUCCUGAGGACCGCCAUCCCCUACAGUCCAACGUCGCCUGUCGACGAGCCGCGCUCUCCGAGGGAAAAGCUGGACGACCUGCUGGCCACGGAGAGGACGUAUUACCAGAGCGACUCCUCUGGAAAAUCGACGCCCGAUCCGACAUUCUCAUCGUUCGUCACGACUCAAGCUUUCCGGCGCCCAGCUGCCUUUCCCGUUUCGCUGACACAAUCCCUGGACAGACCCAACGCACCCUCCCGCGCCACGAAUGACAGUCGAAGUGUCUCCGACCCUGUUGCGCCCCGCAAGCCUGCUGUCAUAGGCUUGCCGAGAUCUCCGAUGCCUCCCGGCAUGGCUGCCGGUCCCUCGGCUGCUUCCCGGGCAGAGCCGACAAAGGGUGCCCCCCGAACCUCCUCCAUGGACUCCGCCAUAUCCGCUGCGACCAAGACGAGCUCGCAAAAGGGAUCGCGAGAGCUCGAGACCGAUUCACAGGAUAUUGCCGGCCUCAUCAAGACGGCCGGCAGCCCUGAAGCAGUGAUCCAGUAUCUGUUGAAGGAGAAGCAGUCCCAGGCGCAACAGAACGCGCAGCUAUGGCGCCUCGUCGACAAGCAGCGCGCUAUGAUUCUUGGCCUCAACAAGGGACCUGGAACGGUCACUGAAGGAAAAGGAGAAGUACCUCCCCAAGGUGGAUGUCCAUGGCCCGACCGACCAGCAGCCCGCGGCGCCGACUCCCCUAGCCUCGACUCCGACAGCCAAAAGCAUUCUCCUAUCGAUCUCGCCAUGGCCCCGUACCCGAUCACGCCCCCCGCCGACCAGCCACACAAUGGCCCUCCAUCAGCUGUGGGUGAGAUGCUCGACCCUUCUCACACAAUGCCCAAGCCUCAGGAGCAUGCGUACGAUCGGUACGACCAUGAGGCGGAAGAGAAGGCAGAACAGGUCGCACGACAGCAAGAUGACCAAAGACAGCUUCAAGAGCUGCCGCUCAACCUUGCUCUACCGCCAUCUCGAAGUUUGCCAAGCAAACCGCCCAGGAUGCCUCCUCCAAACCCCCCUGUGGGACCUCCUUCGCCUGUCGCCGCUUCACAGGCCAGCCCUCAGACGGACGAGGGUCUCGCGAAAUUCCCGGCACCCCCGCCCCGCAAAGCACCACCCGCGCCUCUACAACUUCACAAGGAACGAAGUGUGAUUCUUGACGAGGACGAGACAGAUUCCGAUUUUGAUGACAUUCUUCAAGUGAACAGGGACAUUGACCCCAAGCGCGGUCGACGGAGGACCAGAGAAGAGGACGAUAGAAUGCGAGAGAUUCUUGCCCAACAGGAAGCAGAGAGGCGUAGCCUGUCGAAGAAGAGCAAGUCGCAGAGCCAGAAGAGCACGCCCACAGAGCCCGAGCACCCCGGACGGUCGGAGGCCAUACCGCCAAGCCCAAGAGAGAUCCCUCAGCAGCUUGCGCUGCAACAAAACGGCCCGGCAUCCCUCGCAGGCGUUCUCUCUGGAGACCGCAUUCAGACCACUGUCGUCACUGGCCCCUUGAGCCCCGGACUUCUCAGUCUCCCCGCCCGUUCGGCGCUGCGCCGUCGGGAAACUCGCGUCUUCAAGGGAUUUGUCACAGACGAGUAUCCCGACCUCCUCCUCCCUCCAAACGCACUGCCCUCGAUCCAGAUCAAGGUUGCCUCGUCACGUAUGAAGCCUUCACGAGCCAGUGUAUUAUCCCUGACACAACUCGAAGAGGACCCCGUGUUCACUCUGGCUGUGUUCAGCCGCGCCAACGGUGCAGAACUCUGGCGCGUCGAGAAGGAUCUUGCGUCUCUCGCUAAGCUCGACCAGAAGCUGAAGAAUUGCUCGACUGUGACGAUCAAGGCUCCUGAUAGGGCACUGUUCAGCGGACACGCACCGGCGAAACUUGACGCUCGCCGCAUUGCACUAGACUACUACCUCGAAGAAAUCCUGGAGACGCAGCUUGACCAGACGGCCGCGACGGAAUUGUGCAAAUACCUCUCCACUCACACUCUGCCUCCGAACUCUGACGAAGCUUCGACCCCCGACAUCAUCGAGUCAGCCAACGCGAGAGCCGGCCCGGUGGCUCGCUUCUUCGUGCUCGAUGGACCUCAGCUCAAGUACUUUGAGGCACCCGGCGGAGCUCACCUUGGCACCAUCAAGCUGCCUCAUGCUCAGAUUGGCAAGCAGUCUCAGCACAAUGAAAGCCAGUCGCCAGCUCCCGGCGCGAAUGGCGAUGACUUUGAUAACCAGUACCGCCAUGCGUUCCUCGUCCUGGAGCCGAAGAAGAAGGAUUCGAGCAGCCACGUAAAGCACGUGCUCUGUGCGGAGAGUGACAUGGAGAGGGAUCAGUGGGUCGACGCCCUUCUCCGGUGGAUUGACUACCGUGAGCCUGGCGAAGAAGAUGGCCGGUCCGGGAAGGACCACACACACGACAGGCAUGGCUCGGGCGGAUCGGAGCGCAACAUGGCAACUUGCCGCACUCGGCGCCGGGACGACCCAAAACAUCCGGAGGCCUGCCGGAGCACCCAGGCCAUAACGAGGCCGCGCAGGCGCCCAUGGUCAUCUCAGGCCCCAAGGACAUGCACGUCAUCUCCGACUCGUCCUCGUGGGGAAACAAAGCCGCAGGCGCUUUCCGUUCCCAGCUACGAGGAGAAGAAGCAGCGGAAGAGGAGCUUUUUCGGUUUCGGGCCGAAGACGACGAGAUCGUCUGGUGAUGGUGGUUCGGAUGGGCUCUUUGACGGCAGCUCCGCGUCAACGCCACCACAGGGCGCAGGGUACCAAGGUCCGGUCCGCCAGGUGUUCGGAGCGAACCUGGCCGAGGCUGUGCGAUACAACUCGCCUGUCGAUGUCGACGUUCCCCUGCCGGCCGUUGUGUACAGAUGUAUCCAGUACCUGGACGCCAAGAAUGCCAUUCUCGAGGAGGGUAUCUUCCGGCUCAGCGGCUCCAACGUGGUCAUCAAGCAGAUUCGGGAGCGUUUCAACAUUGAAGGCGACAUCAACCUCAUCACGGACGAGGCGUUCUACGACAUCCACGCCAUCGCGUCGCUCCUGAAGCUGUACCUGCGCGAGCUGCCUACCACGAUACUGACGAGGGACCUGCACAACGAAUUCUUGUCCGUCACGGAGAUGACGAGCCCCAAGGACAAGGUCGCGGCGCUGAACGCACUGGUUCAGCGUCUGCCGCUGGCCAACGCAACGCUUCUCAAGUACCUGCUCGCGUUCCUCAUCCGGAUCAUCAACAACGCCGACAUCAACAAGAUGACGGUGCGCAAUGUCGGCAUUGUCUUUUCGCCGACGCUCAACAUCCCGGCCCCGGUGUUUGCGAUGUUUCUGCAGAACUACGAGCCCAUCUUUGGCGUCGACGCCGAGGAGUAUGAGCUCCCGUCACCGAGCAGCGCCAGCGAGUCGUCCCGCGACGCGCCGCCGCCGCCGCCGUCGGCUGGCCUGCCCCGGAGGCCGAGCGACGGCCAGAGCGCGCGGCCGGGCACCGCGGACCACAGCCCGUCUCCUCACCGGCAGCGCUUGAUGGAGGCCGUCACGGGACAAGCGCAGCCUCGACAGGGAAGCACGCCGCCGCCUCUUCUACAAGACCUCAACGCCGCUCGAGGGGGCACGAACUCGCCGCAGAACUUCUCGGGCCAUCGCGGGAUGACGUAUGAGCCCCAGUAUGCCCAACAGCAGCAGCAGCAGCAGCAGCAGCAACAACAACAACAACAACAACAACAACAACAACAACAACAACAACAACAACAGCAAUAUGGCAGGGCUGGGUACGAAGGCGGCAUGGGUGGACCCCAGGGAUACGAAGGAGCGGGCUACCACCAGCAGGCCCGCGGAGGGUAUUCUGCCGGUCCGAUGGACGGUGGAAAUGGGGGGUACGAGCAGCAGCAGCAGCAGCAGCAGCAGUGGCAGCAGCAAAAGCCCAACCGGCGGCGCGAGAGUGCCAUUUUCAACGGCGGCAUGAUGAACACGAAUCAGCAAGCGGCGCGGAGUGGGCUCCGUGAGGAGACACGAUUCUAG